AUGGCCAAAGACGGUGUAAAAGACAGGACGAGGCACAAGUCCAACUUUGAUGUCGACUACGUGAUCCACUACAGAAUCCCCGCAACAGACCAAGAAGCAGCCGAAGCUGAGGCUGCCUUUACUCAGCUCGUCAAGGAAGUCUCCGACGUGGGGUUCGCUACCGAAGUCCGCAAUGGCGGCAAGUCGUCAUUGCUGGUCUUCGUCAAGAUCGCCUCGGACAAGCUGCUAGCAAAGCAAAUCUACCGCUACAGGGUCCAAGACUGGCUGUACGGUGUGCGGACCUCGGCGCCCAACCAGGACCUGGAGCAGUAUUUCAAGGACGAGCCCGUCACCGACGCCGAGCGCCUGCGCCUGGCCUACCUGCUCAUCACCAAGCCCAAGAACGAGGGCGGUGCUGGAAUCACGCCGCAGGUCGGCGCCUGGAAGUACGUGGCAUCGAUAUUCCCCCUCCACGACCGCGACUUCAACCGCCAGUGGAUCAAGCAGUGGAGCACCAAGUACUACCUCGACAGCAGCGACAUUGACCAGAUCCGCGACCGCUUCGGCGAGCGCGUGGCUUUCUACUUUGCCUUCCUCCAGUCCUACUUCACCUUUCUGCUGUUCCCCGCAGCCUUUGGCUUCGCUUCCUGGCUGCUCCUAGGGCAGUUCUCGUGGUUCUACGCCCUAGUAAACUGUCUCUGGUCUGUUGUCUUCUUUGAGCACUGGAAGAUGAAGGAGGUUGACCUCGCCGUCCAGUGGGGGGUGCGAGGCGUCUCCAAGAUCCAGCUUCCUCGCUCAAAGUUCCAGUUCGACCACGAGGCCCAGGACCCGGUGACUGGCGAGAUUAUUAGGAUGUACUCGCCCUUCAAGCGUUUUGCGCGACAGCUUCUUCAGGCCCCCUUUGCGCUGGCUUGUUUUGUCGUCCUGGGAACCCUGAUUGUCAGCUGUUUUUCAAUUGAGAUUUUCAUUACUGAAAUCUAUAACGGGCCUUUUAAGCAGUACCUGACCUUCCUGCCCACUAUCCUCUUGACCAUCUUCACGCCUACGCUUACGACCCUGCUCACCAAACUGGCAGAGCGCCUUACAGAGAUGGAGAACUACGAAACCAAAGACGCUCACCAAGCGUCAUUCGUCCAAAAGAUUUUUGUGCUGAAUUUUAUCACUUCGUACUCGCCUAUAUUCCUCACUGCUUUUGUCUACGUGCCCUUUGGCAAAAUCCUGGUGCCAUACCUUGACGUGUUCCAGCUUACGGCCCAGAAGUUCACAACAGAAGGGAAGCCAUUGCCGACCAAAGCCUGGGAAAUCAACCCCGAUAGGCUCACGAAACAGGUCAUCUACUUCACAGUGACGGCCCAGAUAGUCAAUUUUGUCACCGAGGUUAUCGUGCCUUAUGCCAAGCGGAAGAUGUCCAAGGCGGUGGAGGAGGUCCAUUCUGAAAUUUCUUCAGAGAAGAAAGCCGAACUCCGGGUCCGGGACGUGCCCGAGGAGCAUGAGUUCCUUGGGCGUGUAAGAGAAGAGGCGGAGCUUGACGAGUACGAUGUCACUGUUGACUAUAGGGAAAUGGUGAUUCAGUUUGGGUACCUGUCGCUCUUCUCGGUGGUUUGGCCACUGACAGCAUGCUCGUUUCUGGUCAACAACUGGGUCGAAGCCCGGUCGGAUGCGAUGAAGAUUGCCAUUAGCAGCCAACGGCCAAUCCCAUGGCGCGCAGACUCGAUCGGCCCCUGGCUCAACUCGCUGGGAUUUCUGUCGUGGCUCGGCAGCGUCACCAGCGCCGCAUUGGUGUUUCUCUUUCACCAGAGCCAGCACGGACCGGACGGCUCGCCGUGGGACAUCUCUGGCUGGGCUCUCCUGCUCUCGAUUUUGUUCUCAGAGCACGUCUACCUCGUCGUGCAGCGAAUCGUCCGUAGCGCCGUCCAUCUUAUGGACAGCCCUGGCCUCCAGAAGGAGCGAGCGGAACGGUUUGCUAUGCGCAAGCAGCUUCUGGAGCAGACGUUUAGCCAAGACUUGACGGAGGAAUCUCACGGCCCCGGCUUGAGUGGCGGCGAGAAGAUUACUCGUGAAGCGCUCGAGGAAGAAGCGCGACGGAUUUCAAUCAAGGGCAAUGGGACUCCGGAGGAGCAGUUCUGGCAACGGCAACGAGGGGCAUCGGAAACCAUUCAGAUUGGACGGUCGCUGAUUUCGGAGCAGGCGACGGCGAACAUUACCAAGUCACAAAAGUAA
This is a messenger RNA of Lasiosphaeria miniovina, 2199 nucleotides long. RefSeq names its product calcium-activated chloride channel-domain-containing protein. The record is from RefSeq and is a predicted model, not a curated record. The coding region runs from base 1 to 2199 and encodes 732 amino acids. The transcript has 7 exons. Gene Ontology annotation, biological process: chloride transmembrane transport. NCBI's taxonomy places the organism in Eukaryota, Fungi, Ascomycota, Sordariomycetes, Sordariales, Lasiosphaeriaceae. Gene Ontology annotation, cellular component: cortical endoplasmic reticulum. Gene Ontology annotation, molecular function: chloride channel activity.